Molecule: messenger RNA, 786 nt
Organism: Alternaria atra
Lineage: Eukaryota; Fungi; Ascomycota; Dothideomycetes; Pleosporales; Pleosporaceae
Exons: 3
Coding region: 1-786 (261 amino acids)
Molecular function (GO): nickel cation binding; GTPase activity
Source: RefSeq, a predicted model, not a curated record
AUGUCUCACAGCCACUCACAUGAAAGCGCGUCGCAUUCGCACACUGCCGCGGAUCAUGGUCAUACGCACGAGAUUCUCGAUGGACCAGGAAGUUACUUGGGGCGCGAGUUGCCCAUAAUCGAGGGAAGAGACUGGGAAGACCGCUCUUUCACCAUUGGAAUUGGAGGACCAGUAGGCUCCGGAAAGACAGCGCUCAUGCUAGCCCUCUGCAAACACCUCCGAACACGAUUCUCUAUAGCCGCAGUAACAAACGACAUCUUCACGCGAGAGGACUGCGAGUUUCUGACCAAGAACAAUGCCUUGCCUGCUGAGCGCAUCGUCGCUGUCGAAACAGGAGGCUGUCCCCAUGCCGCCGUCCGCGAAGAUAUCUCCGUCAACCUCAUGACCCUUACGAACCUACACCAAAAGUUCAAUACCGACCUCCUCCUCAUCGAGUCCGGCGGUGAUAACCUUGCUGCAAACUACUCGCGUGAGCUUGCCGACUUCAUCAUCUACGUUAUCGACGUGUCGGGCGGUGACAAGAUCCCCAGGAAGGGCGGGCCGGGCAUCACACAGUCAGACCUGCUGGUCGUGAACAAGAUCGACCUCGCCGAGGCUGUCGGCGCAGACCUGAACGUCAUGGAGCGGGAUAGCAGGAGGAUGCGUGAGGGUGGUCCCACGAUAUUUGCGGUUGUCAAGAGGGAUCAGGGUGUGGACGCCAUUGUGGACUUGAUCCUGUCUGCGUGGAAGGCUUCGGGUGCAGGACAGGCAAGGAAGGAGAAGUUCGAGCCUACGCUCAUGGAAUAG